GGGGACUUCGGGGUGGAUAUAUGCACCUCACGAACAUCGACAAAGGAGUCCAUGAUGUGCUGCACAAACUAUUGACUGUUCAACAAUGCCCGUCAAUCGUGGGCCAGGUUGGGUUGUACAGUUUGGUCAGUCCACCUCAAAAUGGAGAACCAUCGUAUGACUCAUUUCAGCGAGAGAUUGCGGACAUUUCUCACAAUUACAAACAAGUUGCAAAAAUUUUAAGCACCGAGCUUAAUAAAGUUGUUGGUUUCAACUGUUCUCAACCUGAAGGUGGACCUGUAGUAUUUACAAAGUUUAAGAUACCACAAAAAGCAGUUGAUGAGGCGGAAGUUCAAGGAACAGCACCGGACAUAUUUUACGGUCUGGAGUUGCUUGAAACAAUGGGAAUAAGUGUAGCGGUGGGGUCGGCAUUUGGACUUUCACCAACGCAGCAUUACAUGAGGCUUUCCUUGCCAGCCAAGGUUGAAGACAUUGACAAACUCGUGGUUCGACUGAAAAGCUUUAAUCAACAGUUUUUGGAAAAAUAUUCUUGACAAUAAAAUCCUAUACUUACUUCAUAGAUAUGUCUAAUGUAAGACUA
Messenger RNA from Folsomia candida, 580 nucleotides. Its product is annotated as alanine aminotransferase 2. The record is from RefSeq and is a predicted model, not a curated record. Lineage: Eukaryota; Metazoa; Arthropoda; Collembola; Entomobryomorpha; Isotomidae. The coding region runs from base 21 to 533 and encodes 170 amino acids. Gene Ontology annotation, molecular function: L-alanine:2-oxoglutarate transaminase activity. The transcript is spliced from 4 exons.